Molecule: messenger RNA, 549 nt
Organism: Capsicum annuum
Lineage: Eukaryota; Viridiplantae; Streptophyta; Magnoliopsida; Solanales; Solanaceae
Exons: 2
Coding region: 1-549 (182 amino acids)
Source: RefSeq, a predicted model, not a curated record
AUGUGGCAGAUGGAAUCCAGCAAUCGACAAGUUGGGACAUUCACAUGCACCCCUGUUUGCGGGAGAUACAAUGAUCUUCUUGCGAUAAAUGAGGCCAAGAGUACACGAAUAAGGGUUGUAUCAGCAACGGACUAUGUUUAUGUUGUGCUACAUGAAGAUAGACGUUAUAUUAUUUUUUUGGAUAAGAAGACAUGUACUUGUCAUAGAUUUAAAAUUGGUGAAAUUCCGCGUGCUUAUGCUUAUGUAGUGUUAAAGAGAAAACAUUUUGAACCUGAUGAUUAUUGCUUUGACUUAUACAAGUCUGUAGCGGUGUUGGGCACGUAUCAGAUUCCUAUAUUGUCACUGCCUGAUAGGUCUGCAUGGGAGACAUAUGGAGCAAAAUUGUUCUGCCACCAAAGUACAAACGUCUUCCCCGGGAGGCCAAGAAAAAAAGAAAGAGAAAAGUUCGCUGGAGAAUUUUACAAGACUAAAUCCACUAAUUCAUGCAGUGCUUGUGGGAUUAUUGGACACAAUAGGCGUUCGUGUAGGAAAGUACGUCGAGUUGAAUAA